UCCACCUCGAAUACCCUGAAGCCUAUAUCGUGCGGGAAAUAGGCAGAAUGAGGCAUUUGAUGAGACAAAGCAUUGUGACUCAGACAGGCUGACGUAAACGGCAUAUGAUAUCAUCUGCAGCGUUAUCUUGGGGUUUCCGACGCAUACCUCAAGGCCUAGAGAGCGACUGUUUGAUCCGCUCGAUGCGACGUACCCGACCUAAGUGCAAUACUUUGGCGAGGCGAUGGUGGGUGGUGUUUUUACUGGUAACUACGGUGUAUGGGACGCAAAAGGACAGGCGUUGGGAAUCGGACCUGAGUUGGACCGGCUGGGCUUUACUGUUUCGUGCUUCUCUUGUUUGUUAGGUCCCUUGAAGGCGAUGUCUUUCAAUUGAAUACAUAACUUACCUUACGCUUGUAUCAAUUCUAUAGUCGCACACG
Molecule: messenger RNA, 419 nt
Organism: Aspergillus ibericus CBS 121593
Lineage: Eukaryota; Fungi; Ascomycota; Eurotiomycetes; Eurotiales; Aspergillaceae
Exons: 1
Coding region: 105-344 (79 amino acids)
Source: RefSeq, a predicted model, not a curated record